AUCAAUACUAAAGAACGCGGUGUUUUCCCAAUCUUUUCUAUUGUCGACAUUCGAUGGCGGACAUUUCCUUGAUCAGAAAUGUUCAAGCUUGUACUUCCUGGUUUAUUUCUGGCCCUGGCGUUUGCCAAAGCCGAUCGUCCAUUACUUUGGGAACUUGAUGAGCUCCCAGGAACAAGGGAGCUAACUACCAGAAACGAUGAACAAAUAUACAGACUUCCAGAUACUGUUAUUCCAUUCGAGUAUGACAUAUACCUGGAUCUAUAUUUUGCUGAGAGUGAAGAUAGACCAUUUAGCUACGAUGGCAGGGAGAAUAUAAUUAUCCAAGCAAUCGCACAAAAUGUCACUGAAAUAGUGCUACACUCAAACGUAGACAGGAUCAACAGUAUGAAUCUGCUAUUGAAUGGAGUGUCAGUUCCUCUCGCCACCAUACCGUUAACCAUUGAACCACAGUAUCACUUCCUGAAAAUUCACUUGGCGUCACCUAUGGUUCCUUAUGUAAAUUAUACUUUGGCUCUUGAUUACACUAGUACGAUGAACGAAGGACCAAUGAAAAGAGGUAUAUGGAGAGGAUGGUAUACAGAUGCCGAUGGUAAUGAAAGGAUUUACGCCACCACACACUUCCAGCCGUACAACGCGAGGCAGGCGUUCCCAUGCUGGGACGAGCCCCUCUUCAAGGCAGUCUUCAGGCUCCACCUCACAGCUCCAAGAUCAUAUCGAGGAACCUUCAGUAACACUGGUGUUGAGAGCAUGAGAUUCACCACCGUAGAUCGCAUUCAAGAAAAUUUCUUCCCCACUCCAAGAAUGUCUUCAUACUUAGUUACGUUCUUAGUCAGCGAAACAUUCCAAGUCAUAGCAGAGAAUACUACAUUCAAUCCACCAAUCAGAAUCAUCGGGAGAUCCAACACACAUGGUUUGGCAGACCAUGCGUUGGAUUUAGCUGUAAAGAUGACCAUUUUCUUUGAUAAUUACUUCCAAAUCCCAUACGAGACUUUGCAUGAAAAUUUGUUGAAUGAUCACGUUUCGUCUCCUGAUUGGGCGUCCGCUGGUACUGAAAACUGGGGUAUGGUGAGUUACAGGGAAUUGUACAUGAUCAUAGAUUCCCGAGAGACAAUCAUGUCGAUAGAACACUAUGCAGCUACGCUGGUCUCCCACGAAUUGGCCCAUAAAUGGUUCGGUAACCUUGUUACUUGCUACUGGUGGAGUAACACCUGGAUUAACGAAGGGUUCGCUAGCUAUUUCGGAUACAUUGCCACUAAUGAGAUGUUCCCAGAAUACGCGCUACACGAGCACUUCAACUCCCGUUAUCUACAGACCUCUUUAUCCUUUGAUUCCGGCACGAACACAGCUCCCAUGAAUCACGACGUCAACACCCCAUCCCAGGUCACUGGCCACUUUGGCACCAUCAGCUACUCCAAGGGUGCCGCCUUCCUCAGAAUGACCGCAGACAUCAUCACGCCAGAAACUUUCAGAAAAGCCUGUCAGUACUUUUUGGAGCAAAAUGAAUUUGAGCCUACCGACCAGUACGACUUAUAUAACGCAUUUGCUCAAGCAAUCGAGGAGGACAAUAGCUUGAAUCAGUACCCGCUCUUUAACUUCACCGACUACUAUCGCAUCUGGGUCAAUGAACCUGGCUACCCCAUCCUCACUGUCAAUAUUAAUUAUGAUAAUGGUGAAAUGUCUCUCCAUCAGGAACGCUUCUUCCUAAGCGCCACUGCCAACCCUACUGGCCAGAUCUACCCAAUACCAAUCACUUACUCCACUGCCAGCAGCGCAAACUUUGAGAAUUUAAGGCCAGUAUACAUUCUGACUGGGGAAAGAGCAGUCCUAGAAAAAAGGCCCGGAGAGGAGUGGGUUAUAUUCAACAAUUUUCAGCACGGACACUAUAGAGUUAACUAUGAUGAUAAAACUUGGGAUCUAAUUUCGGAAGCUUUAAGAAAUUCACAAAAUUCCAUUCACUAUCUAAAUAGAGCCCAGGUGGCAGACGAUGUGUUUGCGCUAAUGCGUUCUGGCAGAAUGACCCACAGUAAAGGGUUUGACAUCCUGAGAUUCCUUCGUACAGAGACAAACUACCACGUCUGGACCGUGGCCAUCAGUGGAUUUACUUGGCUUAGAAAUAGAUUGAGGCAUUUACCUGAGAGCCAAGCUACUAUUGAUGCCUACAUACUCAGCACUAUGGAAGAAGUCAUCAGCGCAGUCGGUUUUGAACCUGUUUCUGGUGAGACACCAACCGUAAGCCUGACAAGGCAGGAAGUGUUGCAGUUUGCUUGCAAUCUCGGACAUAAGGCGUGUCAAGAAAACUCGCUGACCAGAUUCCUCGCACUGAAGCAGGGGACGUGGAUAAACCCCAGAAUCCGUCGCAACGUGUACAUGACAGGUCUGCGUCAAGGCAUAGCUGAAGACUUUGACUUCCUCCUGAACAGACUGCUACAGUCAAACUUCGCGAACGAUCAGCUGGAGAUGCUCAGAGGUUUAGGAGCUACCACCUCUAGGGAACUUUUGUUGAGAUACUUGAAUUUCACGUUAACCAAGGACGUAAGAUCUCAUGACAAGGUGAAUGCUUUCAACUACGCUCUUCUUGGGAACCAAGAAAAUGCUUUGACUGUUCUAGACUUCGUCAAAAAUAAUAUUGAUGCUAUCAGAGUUUCAUACGUAGAAGACUCUCCAGCAAAUCCGGUGAACGCAGCGUUAUCCAAUCUUGCCUCUUACUUAAACGAAGAUGGUUUGGCUGAUUACCAAACCUGGCUACAAUCAACACAGACCAACAGCCUUCAAUACACAUCAACAUUAUCAGCCAUCAACUCUGCGCGUGCGAACAUAGCUUGGGGGACAGCAAACGCAGAACUCAUCUUAUCUGCUGCUAGGGAUAGUGCUGUCACAGUUGUGACGUCAUUAUCUAUGUUAAUAGUUAUGGCGUUCCUAGCUAUUGUUGUUUCCAUGUCCUACCUCAUAAAGUUGGCGAUUUUACCAGCACUGUUAGCAUUAGCUACAGCAGACUUUCCCUUCGACAUUGAAGAACUGGAUAUACUAUACAGAAAUGACGAUAGCGCACUAUCAUACCGUCUUCCUGAAGAUUUAGAUCCUAUUCACUAUGAAGUUGAAGUAACUCCUUAUUUUGAAGUGGCACCAGCUGGUAAAGAGCCUUUUACUUUCGACGGUCGUGUUACUUUAACUAUCAGGGCUGUAGUUGAUAACCUCAACGCUCUGAUCUUGCAAGAGAAUGUUCGACAAAUAACCGGACUUUCUUUGCUCCACAACGGAACAGGAGUACCUAUUGCACUAAAUCAAUUAAAUCCUUUUGAUCGUAUCCGUGAGUUCCAUUUCUUGAGGAUCAACUUGGCUGAUGGAGUGACGCUAGAAAAUGGAGAAGUUUAUAUAUUGAAUAUCGUAUAUGUUGGAAAUAUUAACGAGACCCCACUUUCUAGAGGCGUAUUUAGAGGAAGCUACAGAGACGACAAUGGAACUUUACACUGGUAUGCCGCCACACACUUGCAGCCAGUGAACUCCAGACAAGCCUUCCCCAGUUUUGACGAACCUGGUUUCAAGAGUACCUUCGACAUUAUCAUCAAUAGACCAGCUCACUACACGGAGACAUUCUCCAACAUGAGGAUCAAAGAAAGCUACCCAUUUGGAGAUCGUGUCAAGGAGAUUUUCUAUACCACCCCAAGGAUGUCAGCUUAUUUGAUCUCAUUCCACAUCAGCGAAGAAUUUAAAGUCAUUGCCGAAAACAAUGAUGAGGAAAAACCCUAUCGCAUUAUAGCAAGACCUGAUGCAGCUAACCAAGGAGCGUAUGCUUUACAUGUCGGGCCACCAAUCACUGCAUGGUUGGAUAACUACUUCAAUAUCAGUUACUACGAUAUGGCUGAUGGUCUGAAGAAUGAUCAGAUAGCUGUUCCAGAUUGGGCUUCUGGAGCCACUGAAAACUGGGGGUUGGUCAGUUACAGGGAACUCCGCCUCCUUUACGAAGAGGGAGAAACCAACGCCGUAGACAAGAUGAGUAUUGGCACGAUCACCGCUCACGAGCUCGCCCACAAAUGGUUCGGCAACCUGAUCACUUGCCGGUGGUGGGACAACGUCUGGAUCAACGAAGGAUUCGCCAGCUACUUCGAGUACUUCGCCAUGGAUGCAGUCGACAAAGACAUGGAGCUAGAAGCUCAGUUCAACAUAAUGUACGUGCAGAGCGCGCUCUCAUCCGACUCCGGAAUCAACACCAGGGCUCUGCAACACACCGUCAACAGUCCAGCCGACGUCACAGGACAUUUUUCUGGCAUCAGUUACUCUAAAGGGGCCUCUUUGUUGCUGAUGCUGAAGCAUUUCCUUGGAGAAGACACGUUCAAGAGGGCGCUUUAUCUGUUUUUGGAAGAGAGAAAAUAUGAACACGCGUUCCCGUCAGAUCUUUACCGCGCGUUCGACCAAGCAGUAUCUGAGAGUAAUCAGGAGACCGACGUUGAGAUCGCUUCCUUCAUGCAGUAUUGGGUCGACGAGCCUGGUUACCCUAUCAUCAACGUCAACGUCAACAUGGGCACAGGAGUAAUGACAAUUACUCAGGAGCGCUUCUUCCUCAGUCCAACUGCUACGCAGACCAGUCAGUUUUGGCCCCUUCCCCUGACCUAUACAACUGAAGGCAGCCCCAAUUGGGACGACCUAACGCCGAGACACCUUAUGACUAACCAACCAUAUACUAUUCAGAAGGACCCAGGGCAUGAAUGGGUUAUAUUCAACGUGCAGCAGAAAGGUAUCUACAGAGUUAACUAUGACACCCACACUUGGGAGCAUAUUGCCGACGCUCUGAAAGACGAUUACAACAACAUUCACUAUUUGAAUAGAGCCCAGAUUGUCGAUGACGUUUUUGCGUUGAUGCGGUCAGAGAAAAUAACCUUCGUGUUGGGCUUCCGAAUACUCGAGUUCCUCAAACUAGAUACCAGUUACUACUCGUGGUAUCCGGCUAUAACCGGUUUCAACUGGCUAAGAAAUAGAUUCCUGCACCUACCUCCUGUUUUGGAGCAGUUUGACGCAAUCCUGUUUGAAUACCUAGAGAACGUGAUACAAGCAGUAGGCUACGAUGUGCAAACUGGAGAGCCUCUGACGCGGACCCUCAACCGGUUCUACGUGCUUUCCUUCGCUUGCAGCAUCGGCCAUGAGGGCUGUGUUGCUAAUGCUAUCGAGAAAUACGCCGCUUUUAGACAGGGUGGAAGUAUCAACCCGAACAUCCGUCGCCACGUGUAUUGCUCAGGUCUCAACAAUGGAGACUACGCCGACUGGCGCGCCCUCUAUGACAAAAGACAAAGCUCCAACAACCAAGCUGCUAGCGUUCAAAUGUUGAGAGGCCUCGGCUGCAGCACGAACACACAGGCAGUUCAGGAAUACCUGAACAUGAUCCUGAAUGAUGACCUGGUGAAGGCCCAAGACCGGGUGAACGCGUUCACGUUCCUAUACAUGGGCAGUAGGGACAACGCUAAGGUUGCCUUACAAUAUGUCAAGCAGAAUGUUGACGCGAUCCGCGCUGGGGUGAUUCUUCAGACGUGGUUCCUAAACAUUUUGAGUAAUCUUGCUUCUUACCUAGACGAAGAAGGUUUGGUUGAUAUGGAGGAAUGGCUGAGAGAGUCUAACAUCCCCGAAACCUCUCUUGGACUAAACUACGUAGCUUCAGCUAGGAACAACAUGCAGUGGGGUACCGAGAGGGCAGACCUGAUUCUGACAGCGGCCAGGGGAACUGGCUCCAUUCUAGUACCAUCACUAACACUUCUGCUGACCAUACUCUUAGCCCUUAUGAUUAAGUAGAAAAGGUUUUUUAUUUAUAUGUUGUGAUGUUGACGCAAGUAAAUUUUUGUAUUGUAUUUUUGAAUAAAUUUUUUAAAGUGUU
Plodia interpunctella (Indianmeal moth) is the source of this 5860-nucleotide messenger RNA. RefSeq lists its product as uncharacterized. Bases 79 to 5778 code for a protein of 1899 amino acids. The record is from RefSeq and is a predicted model, not a curated record. Gene Ontology annotation, molecular function: peptide binding; zinc ion binding; metalloaminopeptidase activity. The transcript has 31 exons. Lineage: Eukaryota; Metazoa; Arthropoda; Insecta; Lepidoptera; Pyralidae. Gene Ontology annotation, biological process: peptide catabolic process; proteolysis. Gene Ontology annotation, cellular component: cytoplasm.